AUCUACCUUGAACAAGUACGUUCAUCCGGUUGUCAUUUCGGAGGAGUGACCAAGGAAAGUUAGAAAUGUCAUCUAGAGCUGAAAAAGAAAGAGUUAAGGCUCAUCAAGAAAAGUUUCAGGCUGUUCUUUCGGGUCUUCUUAAAGAUGAAGAUAAUAAAUAUUGUGUAGACUGUGAUGCGAAAGGACCACGAUGGGCAUCUUGGAAUCUUGGAAUAUUUCUAUGUAUCCGUUGUGCAGGAAUACACAGAAAUUUGGGAGUUCACAUAUCCAAAGUAAAGUCAGUGAAUUUGGAUGCAUGGACUACAGAACAAGUAGCUAUGAUGAUGGAGAUGGGAAACAGUAGAGCUCGAGCAGUGUAUGAAGCUAAUGUUCCAGAUGGAUUUAGGCGACCACAGACAGAUUCACGAUCACUAGAAUCCUUUAUACGGGCCAAGUAUGAGCAGAAGAAGUAUAUUGCUAGAGAGUGGGUUCCACCAAAGCCGUCUAUACCCAAGGAGCUGAAAAAUGAUUCGCUGGAGCUGGAAGAUAAGGCUGACAAAAGGAAAGCCAGAGCCAAAAGUUCCGGAAUUCAGCUGAAUACGGUCCCUAAACCAAGCACUAAGGUGGCCUCUGGUAAUGCUGCUAAGCCAAACAGUGAGGAAACAUCUCCUCCUCCUAAAAAAGUUGAGAGUAAAGCACAACCUACCAAGAGUGCACAAGAUCUCCUCGGAUUAGAUAUGUCCCCAAAUAAACAGCCAAACAAUCAGAAUGCAGACCUUCUUGGAGAUUUGAAUGAUUUCAUGAGUGCACCUAGUCAGCAACCAGCAUCUGCCACACCCUCUAGUCAGCCUCCACAACAGAAUGGAAAUGCAGAACCCAAUUUAUUUGAGGACUCCAGCAGCUCAGCUGAUAAGGUUCCAGAGAAGUCCACCAAGGAUUCUAUCAUGGCCUUGUUUGGGCCGACUGGAAUGCCUCAGCAGCAGCAGCAACAACCACAACCACAACAGUUUGGUGUACCAGCUGGUGGUACCUCCUACUUUUAUGUACCCCAAACCGAGGUUGGCAUUCCCAACCAGUAUGAAGCAGGUGGUAUGUACAUGCCCCAGAAUGCCAACCCUGGAAUGUAUGGGAUGCCAGGGGCAGUACCAGCCCAGACAACAGGCAUGAUGUAUCAGCAACCUCCUCAAGGAAUGAUGGCCAUGCCCCAGCAGCAACAGCAGCAGCAGCAGCCUAAUAUGUACGCAGGAAUGAUGGGCAUGCCUCAGCAGGGUAACAUGGGGAUGGCAGCCAUGCCCCAGGGCAAUAUGGCUAUGUAUGGCCAACAACCACAACAGAUGCAGCAGCAGAUGCAGUAUCAGCAGAUGCAGCAGCAGAUGUCAGCCAUGCGAGUGGGAAGUGGAAACAUGAUGGGGCCACCAAUGUCGAGUACAGGGGGGUUAAACUGGGGGGCCCAGAACAGUAGCGGACAUACCCUAUCUACCAACCUAUGGCAAUGAUGGUUGCUGUUUUAGAUGAUUUACUCUGUUUGUUGUCAUAUGUAUGGAAUUCCGGUGGAAUAUCUGUCACAUUUGCUGACAGAUGUAGGCCAACAGGAUGGAGGGAGUCAAAAUUGCGUUAACCAUAUUUAUCUGGGGGGAGAAAGUCACUGUGGCAAGGAAGAGCGGGACAAGGAAAGAACAUUCCAGUAGCAGAUUGUGUAUUAAUCACUCAAUGUUAAUAGGAGUAUGCCAGCUAAUUUUUAAGGUUAUAUCUGUUUAGCUAUAGUUCAUGCAGGGAAGUAAUUCUGUGACAUAGUGGGAUGUAAAUUAGAACUACCACAGGGUGUUUUUGUAAUACAUUCAGAUGAUAUUAGAGACAUCUUUUUCACAUGUUAAGUAUUACAAUAUUACCUCUGUCAUCAUUGUCUCUGUGUACCUUUUAUUGUAUCCGUUUAGAAAGUCGAUAUGUAUAUGCAAUUAAGAGUAAAUGCAGGCUUGCUCAAGGUUUUUGUUCGUAUAAGCUAUAUCCUGGGUACAUCAUCAGUAUUCCACCCCAGACGAUAUUGAUGUGUAUGGAUGUUGCUGCAAGCACAUGUGUUGUCGAUGUAGUGCUUUAUCUUCUGUCUCUAUCAUUCUUACAAUAUUUUUGUAAGUGUGACAAAAUUUUAAAUGACCAAUUCUUAUAAAAUGUUAAAAUUACCACGUCAACACAUUGCUUCCAUUCCAUUUGCUACAUAGUCAUUUGGAUGAGGAAUCGUUGUACAAAUCAAACUAGAACAACGGUUAUAUUGAAAUACUCGAAACAUAAUGUAGCACAGUAUAGCAGUUUCUCCUGCAGGACAGGUGGUUGUAGUGUGAUACAACUGAUCUACUGUUACAUCCAAGUCAUAGCUUGUUAUUCCCAAAUAAAAAACUGUGAUCUAUUUUUAAUUUUAUUACAUGUCAAAAUUUUGUCUUAAAGAAAUCAUGAAUAUUUUUGUCAUGCAUAUUUGGAAAAGUGCCAUCUUUAUUUUUUCUCUUCUUUCUAAAAUGAUGAAGUGUAUGUUCCUUACUGCCAUUGAACGCUAUCUGUGGACAAUGAAAGUGUAUCACAAUUGGGAUCAGUAGUAAUUGAACAUUACCCAGUACAAAUAAACAGUGGCUUUAGGGAAUAAAAUGUUUCUUCGUUAGACAGUUUGCUAAUAAAGUAAGCAGGGCUUCAGGCCUUUCCACCACACAGACUCCUGCACAUGUGACGGGCUGUACAGAGGUACUCCACGUAGGGAGAAAUCAAGUUUGCAGUAUCUGCUCAAGUGAAAUCAGUAUGAUUAGUGCAAAAAAAAUCAAUUGGUUGAUUGAUUACUAAGAAGCUUCUAAUUUGAAACAAGUUUGGUCAAGAUGAUGAAUAUUCCUGACUACCACAUUGUUUUGGCUUGAAUAAUUCAAGUACCCGGGUACUCAUGUGUGACAAAUUUUGUAAACAACACCUAGUGGACUGCUAUAAUGCUUAAUGAACUACAAUCUUAAAUCAAACUUUUGUUAAAUGACGACAAAGAUCGUGGAUUCAGUCACAACAGUACAACGGGAUAGUGACAGUUCUGUCUGUAAUCAUUGUUCCACAGAAUAUUCUAGAUUUCUCUUUCUGUUGCUAUUUUGAUCAAUGUUGAUAUGUGUGAAUACAAAUUCCUUUAUAUCUUUCACCUUUUCAUCUUUGAUUUGAACUCCAUCUACUUGAAGUACAGGCAAUCAACGUCACUGUAACAAAAGUGGGAUGCAGCUUUCUGAUUGCAUCAGUACAUGUACAUUCAAUACAAUCAACACUUGUCAAGGUGGUGAUGUACUUUUGUCUACAGAUAGAGUUCAACAGCAGUAAAUGUUGUUCAUUACAUUAACAUAAUACGUCAACAUCUAAUGGAAGCCAAGGAAAUAUAUUUCUUUGCUUUCUAAACUGACCAGGAUAUGAAACUGUUUCUAGUGUCUAGGCAGACAAACUGUUUCUAGUGUCUAGGCAGACAAACUGUUUCUAGUGUCUAGGCAGACAAACUGUUUCUAGUGUCUAAGCAGACAUGAAAAUGACGCACAAUCAAUAAGCUGGAAAAUAAAAGGAGUUACGAUAUGUUUAUUAUUCAUCUUCACAUGAACACUGACAUGUUACACAUAGUGACACUUGCUUGUUAGCAGAUCUAUUUGGACAUGAAUGUAUACAGUAUAACUCUUAUUCUUCCAAAUAUGAUUUCAUUUUUUGUAACAUAAUCAUUUUCGCCUUUUGGUUUGAAAAUAUCUGUGUGUUUCUUUAUUGGGUCUGUACUAGUUGUACUUGGACCAGUUAGUUCCAAAUAGGUACAGUGCCGUAGAAUGGAAUGCAAUGAUUGAAUCUCAACAAGGGUUCCCAAGAUGGCAACUGUCUCUGCAAAAUAUAUGCUUCAAACAUAAACACAAGAUUGAUUUAUGUUUUAACAAUGUAAGGGAUAUAGAAUCAGUAUAUUCUGAAUUAUUCUAUCAAUGAAAAUUUCCUGUCUCAUUUUUAACAAAAAUGCAUUUGCAAGACAAAUGAAAGUGUUCCAAUUUAGAAAAUGAGCCAUAUGAACCAGUUUGCUUCUGCUGGUACACCACAUUCUAUUAUAAGCACAGUAGAUUUGUUACAGUACAGCUGGUAUGAACCCGAUAAAGGAAAGCAUGGUAUAUGUCCUGGUACAUUUAUAUAAUUCAACAUCACUGUGUGACGGGUUGGGACAUCAAAUUUUAUACCAUAUAAUGUUGGCUGAAUUCAGCAAGAGAAACAUUUUGGAAUGUUUGCAAAUGGAAAAUUAAAUAAAUGUUUACGAAUGUUCUUAAUCAGUUCCUGGCUGAAUAAACCCAAUUUGUUUUUUUUUAAACUCUAUUUAAAGUAUUACUUGUUUUGUUUGUUGACAUUUCGUGUUUUCUGGUGAUUUUUACUUAAAUUUACAAUGUGUUUAUUAGGUCAGUCUACACAUGUACAUUGUACAUAUCUUAAGCUACCUGGUAUCGAGAUUGAAGUGGGGCAUGGCUCGGGCAUGGCUCCAUUUUAGGUAGUUCCGUGAUCCUGAUUCAAAGGAUUUAUAUCUGGCCUCUGUAUUUUUCAUUAACGAAAUUAAUGUUUUCCAGUGGUUCAUUUUAUUCAGUUUCAUAGGAAGUCUCCCUAUUAGAAAUAACUUAAAAGCACCUUGUCGUGUAGCAGAAUUGAUCUACAAUUGAAUUUGAUAUUAUAAUAUCCUGUCAAAAUCUAUCAGUAAGCACCAAUUAUUGAGUUUUCCCUGUGUGCAAAUUAUCAGAACAAUUGAGGAAUUUCCUACUCUGUGUUCAUCAUAAUAUGUGUAGUGUAGGAAUCAUCAGGUUAGGAAUCAUCAGUGGAUAGGUUGAUGUCUGUAAUGUGUAUCACUUAAUGAUGUUAUAUUUUUCACUCAUAGGGAGGGGGGUCUGUGGAGGGCUAUCAUCAUCAUAGGCUGUUUAUUCUCCAUCAUCAUCAUGAGUUUGAAAAUACAUAGUACAUGUAUUUAUUAACGUUGUAAUGGAUUUUUAUAUUAUUAUAGAUUUGCCAAAUAUGCUUUAAAUUUACUAAAUCUCUUCACAAUCAGUUGUGAGUUAAAACAGUGUCACUCGAUUAUAAUUUAUAAUGGGACAUGAAUACAUGUAGCAAGUUAAUAGGGGAUUUAUGUUACGAUUAUGAAUAUAAACUACAACGAUUUUAAGUCUAAAUCAUGUUUCUGGUUCUUUUUUUAUAUAUUAAUUUUGUCUUUGGUUUCAUACUCUAAUUUCCACAUGUCAUUAAUUUUCUUGACAUUCAUUCAAUUUAUCAGCUAUUAUUUUAUUAGUUCACUUGUCCCAAAUGGUCAAAUGAGCUCAUGCCAUGAUGCAAUAUCAUGUUCUGUCGUCCGUCCAAUGCCAACUUUUCAUUUGAAAGAUUAUUAGUCCAGAAGAACAAAUUUUAACUUUUAUUUGGCAUGGAUUUUCUCCAGGGUCUAUCGGAUAAAGUGUUGUACAGUAUCUAUUAAUUAUUUAUUUUGUAACAAUGCAAAUCAAGUUAUAUCAACUUAUAUUUAGGCCCAUAUAGAAGUGUGGAAGUGUGUUGCUGAGUAUAAGAGAAAGAUGUGUCCACAUGAGGGUAGAGGGUAAAUUUUGGCCAAAAUUUCUACGGAACAGUUGUAGAAAUAAAGAAUUUGUUUUUUCCGGGGUGGAGACGAUGGGAUCCAAUAGGGAAAUGGUACUCUUAUCAUUCAGUAUAGUUGAAAGAAUUUUAGUCAAAUUAAAAUUGGGCGGGGGGUUAAAAUAAAAGAUAUGAUCCUAAUAAAAUUUGAACCAAUUGAUUGUAGAUUGCAAUGGCUUUGUUUUUAUAAUUCAUAAAAAAAUGUUACCUGUAAGUAACCUACCAUUAUGAUGUGGUCUGAACAAAACUCUGUUCAUUUUAGUCACCAUAGAUAGAAGAUUUACCCCUCCAUUUUAUUUAUAUUCAUGGAUGAAUGAAGAAUAUACAAAAUAAAAUUACGUUUUAUGUGGGGAGGACAGAGUGACUCUAGUGGAUGUGCAUUAUGAUGUGUUGGUUUUAUAUUUUAUAAUUGGGAAUCAUGAGGUUAACAUUGUGAACAAGUGUGUCUGUUUUAAAAGAUCACAGUAUAGUAUUAGUAAUGUCAUUGAAUUUUAACUUUCAAAUUAUCUACAUACAAGUAUUAUUUUAAGAUACAAGUCAGGUUGCUGUUGGCACCCUAACGGAAAACUUUCACUUACAUGUCAUAGUAAUGAAGUCAAUAUUUCAUAGUUUAAAUAAUUUCCAUAUCCAAUUUUAGAUGCAAAUUUAUAAAGUCAAAAUAUGGUAUUGGACUUUGGUUGAAAUCCCAGCAUUAGUUUGGAGCAAUACUUAUGGUAGGUUUCAUUUCCUUGUAUUUAACCUUCAUGUCAGUAAUAUAAUGGUGUAAGUGCUUCAGUUUGUAAUUAUCUAAAUCAUUAAACUCAUUAUGCUUACAAUAAUUUGUUUAAAAUCAUUUUGAAAAGUAACUGAUAAUAAGAGUUUGUGCAAUUUCCUUUUAAAAUGGUUCCUGGUUUUAUAUCUAGUACCAGUAUGUGUUGUUGAUAUAUUUAUUUAAAAGUCAAUGUUAUCUACACCGAUUUGUAAAUAAUGAAACACUGUAAACAACUGAAUUGUCAGUGUGUUUUCACUGUAUAUAUCAUUUUAGCAAUGUAAUGAAAAAAAACUGACAUUGUAAUUCAUGUAUAAAAAAAUAAACAAAAAAAAAGUC
Messenger RNA from Pecten maximus, 6688 nucleotides. Its product is annotated as stromal membrane-associated protein 1-like. NCBI's taxonomy places the organism in Eukaryota, Metazoa, Mollusca, Bivalvia, Pectinida, Pectinidae. The coding region runs from base 66 to 1475 and encodes 469 amino acids. The transcript is spliced from 13 exons. Gene Ontology annotation, molecular function: metal ion binding; GTPase activator activity. The record is from RefSeq and is a predicted model, not a curated record.